Messenger RNA from Rhinopithecus roxellana (golden snub-nosed monkey), 1217 nucleotides. RefSeq names its product TatD DNase domain containing 1 (gene TATDN1). NCBI's taxonomy places the organism in Eukaryota, Metazoa, Chordata, Mammalia, Primates, Cercopithecidae. The record is from RefSeq and is a predicted model, not a curated record. Gene Ontology annotation, cellular component: cytosol. The transcript is spliced from 13 exons. Gene Ontology annotation, molecular function: 3'-5'-DNA exonuclease activity. The coding region runs from base 52 to 1131 and encodes 359 amino acids.
ACAGCCGGCGGCCACUUCCGCUUCCGCCGGGGAGGUCUCCGUUCCGCAGUCAUGGGUCGCUUCAAGUUUGUCGAUAUUGGUAUCAACUUGACUGACCCUAUGUUCAGAGGAAUUUAUAGGGGGGUUCAAAAGCAUCAAGAUGACUUACAGGAUGUAAUAGGGAGAGCUGUCGAGAUUGGUGUUAAAAAGUUUAUGAUUACAGGUGGAAAUCUACAAGACAGUAAAGAUGCACUGCAUUUGGCACAAACAAAUGGUAUUCUCAUAUUUCUUUUACCAAAAAAAAAUGAAUUAAGUAAUUUUGAAGAAGUCUUUCUGAAAACUGCUUCAGAUAUGUUUUUCAGUACAGUUGGAUGUCAUCCUACAAGAUGUGGUGAAUUUGAAAAGAAUAACCCUGAUCUUUACUUAAAGGAGUUGCUAAAUCUUGCUGAAAACAAUAAAGGGAAAGUUGUGGCAAUAGGAGAAUGUGGACUUGAUUUUGACCGACUACAGUUUUGUCCCAAAGAUACUCAACUCAAAUAUUUUGAAAAACAGUUUGAACUGUCAGAACAAACAAAAUUACCAAUGUUUCUUCAUUGUCGAAACUCACAUGCUGACUUUUUGGACAUAAUGAAAAGAAAUAGAGAUCGCUGUGUAGGGGGAGUGGUGCAUUCAUUUGAUGGUACCAAGGAAGCAGCAGCUGCUUUGAUUGACUUGGAUCUUUAUAUAGGAUUUAAUGGUUGUUCACUGAAAACUGAAGCUAAUUUGGAAGUUUUGAAGUCAAUUCCUAGUGAAAAAUUAAUGAUCGAGACAGAUGCACCUUGGUGUGGAAUCAAAAGUACACAUGCUGGAUCAAAAUAUAUAAAAACUGCAUUUCCUACCAAAAAGAAGUGGGAAAGUGGGCACUGCUUAAAAGACAGAAAUGAACCCUGCCAUAUAAUGCGUGACUGGGAGUUAGGCCAGAGAAAGACAAACACCUGGAGCAAAGGCAGACUGCAGAAGGGCCUGGCUAAUCCAGAGGAGCAAGUGUGGCAGAAGGUAGGAUGCACAGGUCAAAUAUUGGAGAUAAUGUCAGCAGUGAGAGAUGAGGAUCCACUGGAAUUAGCCAAUACACUAUACAACAAUACUAUUAAAGUAUUUUUUCCUGGAAUAUAAUUGGUAUAUGUCUUCCACUUUCCAUCAUGUAUGUAAAAUUUCAUAGUAAAACUUACUGAGAGUUUCAAUAAAGAAAUUAUCUCCAA